Messenger RNA from Lottia gigantea (owl limpet), 772 nucleotides. RefSeq lists its product as hypothetical. Bases 15 to 608 code for a protein of 197 amino acids. NCBI's taxonomy places the organism in Eukaryota, Metazoa, Mollusca, Gastropoda, Lottiidae. Gene Ontology annotation, molecular function: thioredoxin peroxidase activity. Gene Ontology annotation, biological process: cellular response to oxidative stress; cell redox homeostasis; hydrogen peroxide catabolic process. Gene Ontology annotation, cellular component: peroxisome; mitochondrion; cytoplasm. The transcript is spliced from 6 exons. The record is from RefSeq and is a predicted model, not a curated record.
AAAAAAAAAAGAAGAUGGCAACAACCACAAGGCUGUUAACAACAAAAGGUCUCCCAACUACGUUGUUGUCAAGAAAAGCAUUCAAACAUUUGGUUGUUUGUUACCAAACACAGAGUUUUUUAAAGAUAGGAGACAGUCUUCCUGAUAUCAAACUAUAUCAAGAUACACCUGAUAAUGGUAUAAGUGCUAAAGAAUUGUAUAAAGGAAAGAAAGGUGUUUUAUUCUCAGUGGUUGGGGCCUUUACACCAGGAUGUACUCACGCACAUAUUCCAGAAUAUUUAGAAAGUGCUGAUAAAUUUAAGGAAGAAGGUUAUGAUCUGAUAGGUUGUGUGUCUGUAAAUGAUCCAUUUGUUAUGUCAGCAUGGGGUAAAAAUUUACAAGCUGAGGGAAAGAUUAAAAUGCUAGCAGAUACUAAUGGUGAAUUUACUAAAGCUUUAGGUAUGGAACUGGAUUGUACUAAAUUACUUGGUAAUAUUAGAUCAAAAAGGUACUCUCUAGUUAUAGAAGAUAGUAUUAUACAGACUAUAAAUGAAGAUCCUAAACAUUCAGGCCUUGUUUGUUUAUUAUGUAUCCGAAAUCUAAAAACAAAACAACAAGUUAUGUCUUGACGAAAUAUGUAUUUGAUAUAACUUUCUUUUCAGAAUUGGAAAAUUCCAUUUUUUGCAAAUUUGUUGCCUCCAAGAGGUUUUUCCUGAUGUAUUUUUAAUGUACAAGUAUUUUGAUUAUUUUGGUUUGUGUUUUUGUGCAAAGAUAGUACUAUGUUUGUUUUAAU